[Candida] anglica is the source of this 462-nucleotide messenger RNA. The record is from the annotation of a GenBank genome assembly. Lineage: Eukaryota; Fungi; Ascomycota; Pichiomycetes; Serinales; Debaryomycetaceae.
AUGAUGGUGUCAGGCGAUUGUUUGGGUCGUGGGGUGGAAACAAGAGAGUGGAGAGUGGAGAGAAUGGGGUGCAACUCUUACCGGAUAAUGAGACGAUCCGCUGGCACUCCGUGGGCCACUAGCCGUGGAGGCUCAUGUUCCUCUAUCAAGGAAGUUUGGCUGCAAAUAGUAGUAGUAGUAGUAGUAGUAGUAGUAGUAGUAGUAGUAGUAGUAGUAGUAGUAGUAGUAGUAGUAGUAGUAGUAGUAGUAGUAGUAGUAGUAGUAGUAGUAGUAGUAGUAGUAGUAGUAGUAGUAGUAGUAGUAGUAGUAGUAGUAGUAGUAGUAGUAGUAGUAGUAGUAGUAGUAGUAGUAGUAGUAGUAGUAGUAGUAGUAGUAGUAGUAGUAGUAGUAGUAGUAAGAUUGAGUGCACAGUAUUGGAUACUCUGCUCCAAUCUGCUGAAAUCUACUCGCUAUUUAUUUUAG